AUGCAUUCGUCAUAUAGUGGAACCCGGGUGAAUUGCACUGUGUGGGCUGAUCUUGCAAAGGCCUUUGAUACACAGAUAAAGGAAUACCAAGAUACUGUUUUCGUUUGUGUAAUACGAUUUGCAUGCUUGAAGGAGUGGAAAGGGAACAAUAGUAUUUUCAGUGCGUUCAACUCUACCGACAUUAUGAUAAAUCCAGUUAUGCCUGAAGUGGACGAGUUUCGAAAAAAGUUGCCCACUGAUGCUAUUGAUUUAGUACAACUUGAUGAUGAACCAAGCCCUCAAAAAUCAAAGGUGACAUUAUAUGAGGAGUUUUUUAUUAUUAACGAAAAGAGUACUAUGGACCAAAUCGUUUGUGCACUUGAGACGCGAACAUGUGUGACAAUCGCCAAAAUUUCUUCUGUUGAAGUGUUGCCUAAAUGUUGUGGAGUUUGUGAUGUUGAUGUUACGGAUGUUGAUUACAAUUCACAAAAGAUUAAACUGCUCUUCUUUGACGGUCUUGCUCAACUAUUUAUUGGAAAAAAGGCUGAAGAACUGGCUUUGGAAAAAUCAAAAGAGGAUAUUACAGCUAUUCCUGAAUCUCUUUCUGUCUUAGUAUGGAAGACUAUGCUGUUUAAAAUUUCGAUUACAAGCGAUAAUUUAAAGAGCGACAAGUCUGCUUAUGCUGUCGAAAAGUUUUGGGAAAAGGAUGACAUGGUUGUUCAAUUUGGCAAGGAACUCUUUGGAAGGAAUGAACUUUCAAAUAUUUCCUCGGAUACAAACGAUCAUAAGUUGCAAAUCGCACCAGCUGAAACGAGUUUGUCUUCAUCUAAGAGAGAUCAUACAGAAAGCGAUGUUGUGUCGAACGGGGGUCAUAGCAUGAAGACAAGGAAAAAGAUCAAAACUGAACCCAGAGACUAA
Molecule: messenger RNA, 897 nt
Organism: Camelina sativa (false flax)
Lineage: Eukaryota; Viridiplantae; Streptophyta; Magnoliopsida; Brassicales; Brassicaceae
Source: RefSeq, a predicted model, not a curated record